This is a messenger RNA of Schistocerca americana (American grasshopper), 11927 nucleotides long. RefSeq lists its product as uncharacterized. The annotation marks the transcript as partial. The transcript has 26 exons. NCBI's taxonomy places the organism in Eukaryota, Metazoa, Arthropoda, Insecta, Orthoptera, Acrididae. The record is from RefSeq and is a predicted model, not a curated record.
GGGGGCGGCGGCCAGCAGCUGCGCUCGCCCGCCGUCAAGCGGCCCGCGUCGGCGCCGGUGGCCCUGCAGGGCUGGCUGCACAAGCAGGGCUCGGAGGGCCUGAUGCUGUGGCGGCGCCGCUGGUUCGUGCUCGCCGAGUACUGCCUCUUCUACUACAAGGGCCCCCAGGAGGACAAGCUGCUGGGUUCGAUCCUGCUGCCGUCGUACAAGGUGUCGCCGUGCUCGGCGGACGACAAGGUGUACCGGAAGUUCUCGUUCAAGGCGGAGCACGCCAACAUGCGGACGUACUACUUCGCGGCCGACUCGCGGGAGCUGAUGGUGCAGUGGAUGAACGCGCUCAGCCUCGCCUCCAUCCUGCAGGACACCUCCAGGCCCAGCGUCUCGUCGGCCUCGUCGCAGGUGAACGCCAGCGCCAGCGCCGACGACAGUGACAGCGGCUUCCACGGCUACCGCGUGGGGGCGGCGCCGGGGGCAGGUGUGCGCUCCAAGUCGCCCUCCGCCGCGGCCGCCGCCAGUGGGCAGAGACGCCUCGCCUCUGUGAGUGACCGGCUGCCGCGUGGCGGGUGUCGGCAGGCAGCGUACGAGUCGCGCGUGGCGCGGCCGCAGGAGCCGUACCGGCCGCCGCCGCCGCCCAUCGGCGCGCGCGCCAGCCACGUGGUGACGGAGCAGCAGCAGCAGCGGCGCACGCCCGAUGCCUACAGCCGCUCGCAGCCGCCGCCGCCGCAGCCCGCGCGGGCCCCCGCGACAGCGGCGCACCGCGACUACGAGGACGUGUACGACCCGCGAUACCGGCCCGCCGCGCACCCUGCCUACCUCAAGUUCGCUGACGGCGCGCAGCAGCAGCAGCAGCAGCAGCCGCCGGUAGCGGCCCCGGAGGGCUCAGAGGGUGCGGGCACGCUGCCGCAGGUGGCGUUGUACCUGCCGCACUCGCUGCCGCACGCCCACGCCCACGCGCACGCCCACGCGGGCGGCCGCCACCACCUGCCGCGGCCCAAGUCCAGCAUGGACGUGGCGCCCGCCGCCGCGCCCGCCCCCGACUACUGGUCGGAGGAGGCGUACGCCGACAAGAUGCGACGCCAGCUGGCGGCGCAGCAGCGCUUCCUGCGCUCGGCCAGCGCGCGCCUGCCCGCCCGCGGCUCGGGGGCCGCCACCCAGCAGGAGGCGCUGGCGGCGGGGGCGGCGCCGCCCCCGGAGCACCGCCACACGCUGCCCGCGGUCGCCAAGCCCGCCGCCGCCGCCUCCGUCGCGGCCCAGCAUCACCCGACGACGCCCCAUCGUUCCCAGCAGCGCGAGGAGUCGAUGAAGCGGCUGCUGGAGUGGAAGCAGCGCAUGCUGCAGUCGCCGCUGACGCGCAAGCCGGGCCCGGCCCCCGGCUCGCUGCCCACCUCCGCGUCGUCGUGCCGCGGCCUGGCCCGCGCCGGGGGCAGCGCCGCCGCCGCCGCCGCCGCGGGCGCCCGCCGCGCCUCGCACCUCGACGAGAGCGCCGCCGCGCGCAUGCGCAGCCGCUCGCACGACGGAAGGCGGCCCUCCGCGCCCGCCGCCGCCUCCCUGCCGCGCUACAACAGCUUCUCCUCCGACGACGAGGGUGAGUACCACCAGCUUUUGGCGGGCUGGCAAGCGGGCCCGCACUGCUGCCCACUUCCCGUCGAGCUGGCGGGCCCGACAUCACACGACGCGAGCGGCGCCGCGAGUAGGAGCGGAGACCGGCGCGGCAUCCCGCCGGACGCGUCCUACGACGACGAAGAGUACCGCGAUCGCGGUCGCGGGCACCGGUACUGCGGCGACGCGGCGGCCGAGCGCGCCCGCUCCCCGGACAGCUACCACAGCCACCAGCACCGGCACUACCAGAGCAGCAGCAGCGGCGAGGCGCGCGCCAGGAACAGCGAGACAGUCGCCGUCGAGGUCCACGCCACUCCCGGUGCACGCGGCCGGCAGAACUCUGCCGCUGCUCCGGAAGCGAAGCCGUCUCGCGACGAGCGGUAUUCGUGCGAGAAACACUCGGACAGUGGUUACGACACGAUGCACCGAGCCGGCAAAGUGGCGGAGCUGGAGGCGACGGAGUCCCUGCAAGGCGGCGCCGCCGGGCCGAGCGAGUACGGGCGACACCGCCUGGCCUACACCGUGCGCACCUCUCGCAGCCAGCUGUCAGAGGCCGAGGAGUCGGCAGAGGUGCCGGACAAGCUCUGGGACGACGGCAACGGCGGCCGGCGGCCGUCCGCCAGCGUGGGAAUCCCUAGGAGAAAGAACUCGUUGCAGAACCGACUCCACGCGUCGGAGUGGAUGCCGGGGAAGGAGGAGGACGCGGUGCAGAUGCGAGAACCUCUCGAGCCGUCGCCGCCAGUGUACCAGCCGACGGAAGCACACGUGUCCAGUCUGAGGAACGAAGAGAGCGGCAACAGCAGCGCCGAUAACGCCGUCGGAUUCGCUUCCUCGUCCGUUUCGUCCAGCCUGAGACGUCGCAUCGAAGAUCUGCGGGCGUUCGCACUGGGCGACACUGACGGUAGACGCGGGGCGAAUACCGAUUCCGAGAACGUGAGAGAGCUGCUAGACGGUUACGAGAAGAAUAAGGGCAAGAAAACGGAGACGGGGCGCCAGCGGCACGCGGAGGACGGCGGCGAACGACUGCGCGGCAACCGGCGACGCGUCUUCAGCGAUACGGAGACUCUGCUCUACGACACGGGCAGUGACCUAGACGUGGAGGUUCGCGCCACACUGAAGCCGUCGGCGCCGUCAGUCGAGCCGAAGCAGUGCGCGUCCUCCGAUCCGCCGCAGCCUGUCGCUACGGUGAGUGGCAGUGACGAGUCCGCGCCGGUACCGCCCGCUACUCCGGCCAGCGAGGACGAGGAGGUGGCGGCGGCGCUGGGGAAGCGCGACAAGUUCGUGAGCUCGUGUCGCGACCUGGGCAGUCGCAGGCCGGGCGCGGGCCGCACGCGGGGGCGCAAGUCGCUCUCCGUGUCGACGGCCGCGACCGACAGUGGCACGUCGGCUGCGGAGGCGGGCAGUGGCACCGAGGACCUCGAGGUCAUCGUCACCCCCGGCUACCUCAGGCUCAGCAUGGCCGAGUCGAUGGUGACGCACGAAGACUCCGACUCGCCCACCUGCACGCCAGUCGCGACGCCCGCCCUCGGCGGCAGUUCCACCGGCACCGUCGCCAAUGCCGACGGCGAUUCCAAUGCCAGCUUUCUGGCGCACAUCGAGGAGCACUACAUGCCGAUGACACCGUCGAGAAAGGCCGUGUUGGCACCACCGUCCAUUGCCGACUCCUUCUGCAUCGGCGGGUCUGCGGCACACAGUGCACUCGUGGAGAACAUACUGGCCGGUGACCUGGAAGAGAGCUCGUACGUCGAGAUGACGGAGAACGGUUUCGUGCGCUCCUUGCUCGCACCGACUACGGACAAUGUCUCUGCUGCUGCGUCUAAGCUGGAACUGAAGAGGCUCAACUCUGGCGACUCCACUGCUACUUAUGCCAUUCCUGACAGUCCACGCUACUGCGAAGUCGGUUCCGUUUUCAAGAAGGCGGCAGACGGCAUCGGUAGUGGUGUCGGUGUGACAACUUCUCAUUAUGAACUACUGUACAAUCCUUCUUCCCAUUACGAGCCAGUAUACAUGGAAGUCAGCCCAUUGACGCUGAAAUCUCGCGAAAAGGUCGUCAGCAAAGACGAUACCACCAAGACGAACCCGGACAAGCGCAGUGUGAUGUCACUGCCGGAGAAAAACCACCCUACUUUGCACAGAACUACACGCACCAGUCUCCCGGACAUACUGAGCUCUUCAACAGGGCCGCAGCCGGCUCGAGAGCAGGGCAAGGCCGACCGUGACAGUUCCGACGCCGACGACGAAGCGUCCAAGGAUCUGGAGUCGGUGGACACACCACGGCACCCGCGCUUCAGUCUGUCCGAUACGUUCCGGCCGGCCUCCUACUACCUGGGUGCCACGAGCAGUGGGCUCACCGUCGCCACCGCUGACAAUCACGACUCCUCUGACAGUGACCUAGUACCACCGCCACCUAUUCCGACCAGUCCACCACCACUCGACGACUUCGACAAUUCUCUGGAGACGCAGGACUCGUCGUCACUAGAAGCCAGGCUGCGAAAUGAUGCCAUUACUAAUGCCGAAGUGGAUUCCGAUGCUUCUAGGCUGUGGGAAUCGGCAGGUAGUGAACGCUCCAAGAGGCGACCUCUGUCAGGAGCACGGCUCAUCCCUGGGCUGGAUGUGGGGAGUGACCUGGACUCUAUAGGUAGCAGGAGUGGCCUGGCGCUCCACCUCGAUGACGGCGGUACCGUCGACUUCGAUCGCUACUUGGAGGACUUCCACAGUAGUGAACCAUUCCACUUGUCUGCCUACGCCAAAGACACGUACUACUCGCCUUUCUCGAAAGAUACCGGCUACAGCUACAACGAAAACUGCCAGUCACCACCCGAUAAGCUAUCUGAGAAGGCAGACCCCUCUACAAAACGGGUUAAGAAGAAUUUGUCGACUACUCUGGAGGCUUUGGCGAAACGAGAAACGACAGGUGGUAGCCACGACGACGUCCAUUACGAGAAUGUGCAGCCACUGAAGGGAGAUGAAUGUCCCAUAGGCACAGACGCGACAGGUGCGCCAUAUUAUUACUCCGACCUGCUGAGGACGGACGACGACGGGAGCUUCGCCAGUUCGGCGUCCGAGAAGAGCCUGUCCAGUCUACGCGGCCGGGUGCCGCCACUCAACAACCAGCGGGCGGACGCGUCCGACUCGGCGGCGGCGUUGCUCAAGAGGAACGACAUCGGCCGCAAAGUGAACCCGAUACACCAGCACCGGACGUUCCACUCGCCCCACCACGCCGUGCAGUGCCCGCCUCCACUGCCCUCGACUCUUCCACCCGCGAUGCCCACUAGCGAGGAACAGAAGCGCCGGCUGGCGGCCGAACUCGCGAAGGGUGCGAACGUGGACGCCAGAAAUCUGUUCGAAGCGGACACCUUGAGGCGGAGGCCUCCCAAACAGUCUCCGGUGCCAGCGGCGGGGAGCGUCGUCAACCUGUACCCGCACGGCCUGCGCGACAAGUCGCGCUCUCUGGAAGGACUGGUAGACGACGCCGGCAGCAGAUCGCCGACGGAGAGGCAGCCGGAACCGCACCGGCAGCAGGAGCAGCACCGCCGAGAGCAGCAGCCGGUCGACCACUGGGAGGAAGACGCCCUGUGGCGAGAGAGCUUGCGCCGCGUCAGCCUGAGGCACACCCGGUCCCUGGAGAACCUCGACGGCGGAGGUGCGCGCAGGCGGGCCCAGCUCUCUCGCGGAGCCACGUACGUGAACGACAGCGUGGCCGCGCGCCUCGAACCGCGCCGCCGCAGCCAGCACCAGCUGCGCUACGGCGACGUCGCCGCCGAGAACGGCGCGGAGAGCGCGGCCCCUCGCCUCCGCGGAGGGCCGGACGGCUACCUGUGGGAGGCGGAGGGCGCCGCGCGGCGCCUCCCACCCGGCUCGCCGGCGCCGGCCCCGUCUCCGCUGCCCGGCGCCCCCGCUGUCGCGGCCGUCGGCGCCGGAAACUCCCUCCAGAGCACGGCGUCGACUUUUUUAGACGACGCCCGCCUCCUGUCGCCUCCCCCGCCGCCUCCGCCCCCGCCAGCCACGACGCAGUCUUCCGCCUCCAGCACGCCGUUCGAGCUGGACCGCGAGAAGCUGCGCCAGUGGGACCUCAUGUCGAGCGCGCCGCUGCCGCCCGCGUCCGACGACCAGCAGCAAGCGGGGGCGGCGGCGGCGGCCCAGGGGCGACCGGAGGCGGCAUCUGGCGCUGCACCCCCGCCCCCGCCUCCACCCCCGACUACCGAUUCGCCGGCCCCGGACAGAGUCGGGUCUCCUUGCUCCCCAGGACAACGAGAGGAAAGGAAGACACUCCCAGAAGAGAAUGGAUUCCUUACCGCAGACAAUAGUCAGAGACAGCGAGACAAAAAGAAACCUUUGCUAGAGGAGAACGGCUUCACGCCUGCAGAUACGAGCUACAGACAGCGAGACAACAAGAAACCUGUGAUAGAAGAGAACGGCUUCACCCCUGCAGACACAAGCACAAGCUACACAUCCGGUUCGGGGUCCGUGAUGGGCCGUGAGGUGGGCCCGCCCCCGCCACCGCCGCCGCGCGCCGCCUCCGCCAUGUCUCUGCACCUGCAGCCGCCCCCGGACAAGCCCGACCGCCAGGCCAGCGUCGCCGCACCAGAAGAAGCUGGGCUGCAUGUGUCAGCUGGUGAACUGCUGGGAAGGACUCAUGAAGAACUUGUGUUGCUGCUCAUUCAACUGAGGCGUCAGAGUGCAGCUGUGUGCAAAGCUAUGGAAACAUGCCACAUGGAAAUCGAGGCUCAGGCAAGGUUUGUGGAGCUGGAAACACCUAAGAGGCUGGAGCAUUUAAAGAAGUUGGAGGAUUUAAAAAGGCAUCUGCUAGACCUUGAGAAACAGUAUGAAAAGGGAAAGCCUCUCGUGAAUCUCGUCGAUAAUAUGGUAAAGCUCGGGUCACUGUAUAGAGGACCCAGUGCUAGGGAGAGACUGGAAUUUAAUCAGAAAGUCCAAGAGAAACGCCUAUUAGCAGAGGAGCGACGUGACUGGGACCGACUCAGUCCUGACCGAACUCAACUUCAGGCUAAAGUGCAGCAGUUAUAUCGCUUGGACCGGUUGCUGCAAGAGGAAUCCAGCACAUUGCAGAGUCUUCAACAGGAUAAGGAACUGCUAGAGAGAGCCCUAGCUGGUCUUCGGCACAAGCUUCAGAACAACAGUCAUUUCUCACCAGUUGAAGUGGAACACUUCCGCAAGCAACAACGAGCACUGGAAAGAGAGCUGAGCCGUGUUCGCCUCUUACUUGCACACAAUUCCAAGAAACUUGAAGAAACAGUAGCAGAGAAUGCACGCCUGGAACAGGAGCUUGUAAUUUUACGCCAAAAACUGCAACAGCCAAUAACAGAACCAGGUGGUGGGACAGCUGCACUGGAGGCAGAGUUGAGAAGAGUGCAGAGGCUGGUGGGAGACCUCACAAGGCAACGCAAGCAGCUCAGCCUGCAAGUGCAGCAGCUGACCCAGCAAAGGCCUGGACCUGCAGGUGUCACUGGUAGUAGAGGAAGCAGCUCCACCCCCAGUAGAAAACGGCACCAUAGCACAUGGUUAGUGACAGACCUCGACACACUGGAGACACAAGACCUCGGCGUGGAAGCCGCUGUGAGCCCAGCAAGUAGCCAGGCAACAACAGCCACCUCACCAGCCUCGACACUGCGCUCACCAUUGUACACGUCCAGAGAAGCUGGUAGUGGAAUGGAAGUGGAAAAUGAGGUUCCCCCACCACUCCCUGCCCCUCCAGAGAUUCCACCUGAGUACCCACCUCCACCUCCGCCACCACCUCCACCAUCAGAAGAGGCUUUACUUGGUCCAGGAGAACAGUAUUGUCCACAUGUUGAUAUAAAUGAGGCUGAUGAUCGUAUGAAAAGAUUUUAUGGUAUCAUACCAAAAGAAAAACAACAGGAAAUAAAGACUGUAAGAAUUGUAAAACGUGAAUCAGAACGACGACAGAGGGACCGUGAUAGAAGUGGUAAUAUUGGUAUUCCUCUGACAAAUGGUGGAAUUACUACUGGUAAACGUGCUCCUGCAGCUGAUGGCUCUGAAACAGCCAACAGCAUAUCUGAGGCACAAGGAUUUCAGAAACAACAGCUGGGUCCAGUGGAGGAAGAAAUAGGUGAAACAUCUCAUCCAUUCAGCGAGACAUUGCUGUCGGCCUCAGUAGAUGAUGAUGAGGAAGACGAUGACCCAGCAAUAGAUCUCCAGUUUCAAAGAUCUUUGUCUCUGCCACGAGGUUUUGGCAAGAGAGAAAGACUGACAGGUGCACCCCCUCCACCACCUAUACGAUCUGCUUCUCCUAGAGGAGAUGGAAUGGGUUCUGGUGCUAAUGGUAGACAACAGCGUGUCAGGUUCAAGGAUGGCGAGUACACCAGUGUGAGCAGCAGCCCUAGUCCAAGCCCAAGCCCUUCGCAGCUGUCACCGGUGUUCAAGAGCCAAGCUGCACGUGCCAUCGUGCAGGAAGUGUCCCAGUCACCACGCAAGAGGGCUGUUCCCAAAGAGAAGAGGCGUCACCACACAGUCUCCAGCAGCAAGCCACUGCUUGAUAUGGAAGUGUCUGCAUCAAGAAUGGGAUCUGCACGGUCGCGAGAUGAUCUGGAUAUGGAACGAGCACUCCGCCCACGUAUUAAUGCACCUGAUGUUGUCAGGUCAACAAUGAGUCACAAGGACUUUAAAUACAAUGAAAACACCAUUGAUAGUAUACUUGGUACACCAAGCAAGAUUAUUAUCCCAGAACGCUACAUUCCUGAGCAGGCACCUGAACUUUCUGCAGAAGAGCAGUUGCAUCGCCUUAAGAAGGCAGAAGCAAUUCGAAAGAUGCUUUCCGAAACAAGUGCAAUUAGUGCUUCUGAGGGCAUUGAGGAGGAACAUCAAACAGCAACACUGAAGAAAAAGGUUGCUGCAGAGAAACGACAACGGGAACAUCUUCUGCAACUGAAUCAGCUCCUAGCGCGGCAAGUCAUGGAGAAGAGUAAAGUUGUGGCAGUAAAAGCUCUUGCUACCCUGCCAUUAAAAACUGAGUCAAGUUUUGAUGAAGAUGACUUGUCUCCAGUCCAGCCUCUUCCGCUAUUUCAACAGCGAGAGAAUUAUUUCUCUUAGUGGAUGAUUAACAUUCCAUACUUUCAACAGAUAUAGACUAUCUUUUUAUGUCUUCCUUAAACUGGCCCCACAAACAACUUGUCUGAUACAUAUUCAUCCUUUAGUGGUGGCCUUUUGUGUCGUGUUGUGAAAUAUACUGGGACAUUAUUCAUAAUUUAAUCACAAGGAAAUACAGUGGACAUUCCAUGAAUAUUUAACAAGUGCUUUUAAAGUGUGAAUAAUAGGUGCCACACUUAAAAAUGUAUAUGUGAGGCCAAAGAAACAUAAAGCAAGCAAGUGAGUUAGUGUUUUACUACUGUAUAAAUCUGGAGGAUAUUGAAUUUCUUCUCCUUACACAAAAGUACAGCUAUAUAUUUCCUUAAUGCAUUUGUUUUUGUUAUAUAGACCUGAUAUUUUCAUUUGUGUUGUGCAAUUUGCUGCAUAAAACAUUACUUUCUUUGAUUUCGUUGCCUAUUAACAAAUCCCAAAAUAAAGUGCCAAUGAUUUUCAUUAAUGAUAAGUAUAGGCAACAGCCAUGCAUCUGUAUGCCUCCAGCAGGUAGCCUAGUCGGCCAGUGACAGUUCCAGAAUUAUGUCUGUAUAUGGUUUAGAGUGUUAAACAGGGUUGAUUUAGAGUGUUAAACGGGGUUUUCAUGUAGGGAUAUAAAAACUGAGAGUUCUGAAAAUUUCAUGUACUAUAGAUCUGAGCACAUGAUGAAGUUCUCACAACAGGCUGUUAUGGUACAUUAGUUGUAUAUGAUAAAAAUGCACUUUUUAGAAAUACUUUUCAUUUAUAUUUGCUGUCAUAAAAUUUACUGACUAUGAUAGAAUUCUAAGUUAAUGACAAUUGCAAUUAUUACUUAGCAGUCGUAGCAAUAUUCAAUAAUGUUGUCUUUGCAGUUAAUGGCCAGUUUAUUCGGAAACUGUAAGAACCAGAAACUACUGAAGGUUAGACGUUAAAAAGACCUACAUUUAUUGAACUACCAGAGUGGCAGGUGCAAUUAACUGAUUUCUGCAGAUCAUAUAUUCUUGCUAUUCAAGAGUUGUUUAAGAGUGCAUCAUAGUAAUGACUUGUCAAAAACACUGAUUUUCAUUACCUAGGCCUCUCACAUUGGUCUGAACUGUUUCAUGUUAAAACUGUAACAAACCAACCAGUGUCUGACAGCAUCUUUCACACCAAAAACAAGUUAUGUACUUUCAAAGGUUCUUGCUAUUUUUGUUGUGACUUACAUCAAACUUUGGUUCCAAAUAUUAUUUCUUUUAAAGUAAAAUUCAAAGCCAAGAGCAUGUUUGCAAAAGUUUGUAUCAAGAAAGGAAAGUGUAGCAGACUUCAGUAUUUUGCUCCUCGGGUAAGGUUUCAGUCAGUUAGCUGAAUAUCUUCUCUCCUUAAAUUAAUUGUGCUACUUGAAACAAGAAGAGUAUUCUAUUUUUGUUAAAAAAAGCCUGCAACAAAUUUUUUUUCUUUGUUACCACGUACCAGAUUGACAUUCAUGUCAUUCUAGAGGAUUAAACUGCAAGUAUUGAAAUUUUUAGCAUUGUCUUGUUUGUGGUCUAAUGUUAAGCAUCCAAAUACAAGAUAUCCUAUAACAUUAUUUAGAAAUAGAAAUUUUUGUGGUACACUAUUUGCAACAGUUGUUAACCAUUUUCUAUGGUAACCUGACUUAUUCAGAGGUAAAAGAAUGUGAACAGAAAGUGUGGAAUAAAAGUUGAAACAAAUGCAGUAUUUGUGGGAACCUUUCAAAUUACAAAACUAAAUUUUGGAUGAAUUUGAAAUAGUAUCUGAGAGCUCUAUUUCAAUUGUUUGUUACAUAGUUUUAAAUUCAGACUUUCAUUUAUAUGGAAAAAUAAGCAUUAUCAACAAGAGUGAAAGUCUGAUGACAGUUUUGAAAUAUAUAAUGUGUAUUGUGUGCUUAUAAGUAAAGACAAUUCAGGACAUUUGAAUAUCUUGCCAAACUUUUUAGUAUAUGCGCCUGCCAGUCUCUGGUAAGUAAUGUUUAUACAUAAGGCUUUGUGAAACCUAUGAAUGGGGCAUUUAACAUGCAGGGUAUGCCUGGAUAGCAAUUAAAAUUGGCAGAAGAAAUUGAAAGAUUCAAUAUAAUUAUUACUUUUUCAUAUUCAUAAGUUAUAACCAUAAUGAAUAAUUUCUGUCACAUUCAUAAUUUUCCUACAUACAUUAUUGAUGGAAAAGUUGAUGAAGGUUUCCAAUUUGCAUUAAACUGAUAGCAUGAUUAUGAAAUAUAUAAAUGUAUAUUUUAGAACCAUUACAUAGGUCUAAAACAGCCUUAUUAUAGAAGAAGAUUGCUCAAUGAACAUAAUACUUCAACUGUGCUCAGAAAUUUGAUGAAAUUCAUAAAUGUCUUUGAUGAAAAUAUUGCAUAUGUACUGUUUGAGCCCAAAGAACAAAUGUUCUCCUACUUGUAGGAAGAACUGCUUCAAAAAACUCAACUCCAGUACAGUUUUGACUUUUUAAAUAUGCAUACUUGGUAAUUUUCUUAAGCCCUGAAACUGCUUCUCUCAUGUAGUUAACAAGUUAGUGUUUUCUUGGUUAAGAUUUCCUUUUAUUUACCUGUUUAUACUCUUCAAUCUGCUCAAAAUGUACAGCAUACUUAAUUAUUGUACAAUAACUUCCAUUAUAUAUUUAUACAUUUAUAUGCCCAAAGCUUUUAAGAAAUGUGUGAAAUAAAAAUGAGAGUAACUGGGUGGAAUGGCAUUAGAUAAUCCUGCAGCACAUACUACAGUAUUGAAAAAACAGUGCAAAUCGUGCGAGCUCACAAAGACCACAGUAACAUGGUCAGAUUCCUUUCGGCCUAUGGUACCGAAGAUACUUUUUGUAACUAACUACUAUGUUUGUUUAAGUGUUGUAUAAAUUAAUGUACUGUGCAUAUUACUGUAUUUAAAUUUUAUAUUAACUUGUUCAUAUAUAAAUAGAAGUAAAAUAAAUUUGUUAAUAAUUCCAUAACCAUAUAUGAAAUGAGGAAUACAUAGAUUUUCUCUUACUGUUUUUAAAUUUCCUCUGUAUGUGUGCAUGUAUAUGUAAAUAUAGAUAUACAUAUAUAUUUUUUAUAGACUAGACUUUCUGUUUGUGAAAUGAUUUAUGAGCAGUUAAAGCUGACUAAUCACUGAUACUCUUGUUCUCCAGAAUUUUAUGCAUGAGAGACAUUAAAAUUGUUAAUAAACAAGUCUCAGAUAGCCACUGCUGACAGUUACUGUAAUUUCCAUGUGUUAUUGAUAGAAAAAUGAAAUGGAGAGAAUAUUUUUUCAUUAAAACACAAAAAUUUUCCACAA